AUGUCGCAGGCAAGCUCUCAGUCGGGAUCGAGCAGCCAAGGCUGUGGCGAAGGCGUUAGCGGCGGGUACGAAGGGCAGGGUUCGCCGGUGCCGUACCACGUUGGCCCUCUCGCGUACGAGCCCGCCGUGCUAUGCAGGUGCAAUGGCAAGGCCUGCAGAUGGAUUUCGUGGAGCAAUGCCCAGCUAGGGCGUAGGUACUACAGGUGCAAGAAGUCUAGGACCGGAGUUGACUACAGCUUCUUUGUUUGGGCCGAUGAGGAAUGCUCUGAAUGGUUCAAGGAGCUGCUCAGGGACCUGAGAGAUGCUGUCUGGGAGCUGAAGAGGGAGCUAAGGAAGAAGGAUGGGGAGCUGGACGCCAAGGACAUGGUGUUGGAGGCAAAGGAGAUGGAGGUUGAGGUGAAGAAGAAGGAGGUUGAGGACAUGGUCAUGGAGCUGAAUGCCAAGCAGCAGGAGGUGCAGGCCAAGGAACAAGUUGUGGCUUUACUGGAAGCACGGCUGAAGAACAAGAACAAGUGCAUUGACAUGCUGGCUGUGCUUUGUAUGUUCCUGCUUCUGACCAUGGUGGUCAUUCUGUGCAAUGGCAACAAGUCAUGA
Molecule: messenger RNA, 594 nt
Organism: Panicum virgatum (switchgrass)
Lineage: Eukaryota; Viridiplantae; Streptophyta; Magnoliopsida; Poales; Poaceae
Exons: 2
Coding region: 1-594 (197 amino acids)
Molecular function (GO): zinc ion binding
Source: RefSeq, a predicted model, not a curated record